Messenger RNA from Octopus bimaculoides (California two-spot octopus), 3342 nucleotides. RefSeq lists its product as uncharacterized. The record is from RefSeq and is a predicted model, not a curated record. Gene Ontology annotation, molecular function: RNA binding. Lineage: Eukaryota; Metazoa; Mollusca; Cephalopoda; Octopoda; Octopodidae.
UUCGUUCUAGCAGUAAUCAGCGUCCCUACCCUAACUGCAAUCUUUGGUUUGCUGUGGUUGUGGGACAAGAAGAAGAAGAAAAGACUUCCAAGAAAGGAUUCGACAGAUGAGGGCUUGUCCCAGCACGAUGACCUCCAGGCCAGUAAUGAGGGUGAUUUGAACCAGGAAACUCUCGUGCACGACAAACAUAACAAUGAAGAAGGCGAAGACAGUGUUACUUCACUCCAUAACUACAAAGAAAUCUUAAUAAAAGCAUCCAACUCUCUGACAACUUCUUCAUAUCAGAGUUCCAAAUUGAAAUCCAAGGAAAUCCGACAGCUGAAUGGUCGAAGAGAUGUUUCCCCUGGACAACAUGUCGACACCUGCAUAGCGGCAACUGUCGACGACACAGCCUUAUGUUACCAGCUGCCUGGCAAACACUAUGAUCUCGAAGAUACCUUGCCUGACAACGAUGACAUUGGUAAUAUCGGCGUUGCAGGCGGCAGCAAAAUCACAGAUCGGAAUCCUACGGAUGUUGCUUAUGGACAGCAUUUGUCUAGCGGACACUUGCUCCAAAGUGACGGUCCUGGCGACGCUGUGGUGGAAUCUGAUACGGCUGCGAUACUUGCAAUGCUGCACAGUGGCGCUGGCGUCAAUCAGAAAUGCACAAAUAGAGGGGAUGAAGCCAAAGGUUUGGAGCCGACAUUAUUAGUUUCGUCUUGUGUGGAGGAAGCUGCAGAAUCCUUUCUAGAUAAGAACCAUGAGGAGGAGGAGGAGGAGGAGGAGAAAGAGAUGGUUUCCAGUAGCAGCCACAGUUGCCAUGGAGUUGUUGGUGAAGAGUCUCAUAGUGAAAAUAAAACCAAAGAUGAGGAUGAGAAGGUGGAGGGGCAGGGAUGCGAGUUGGGUCGACAGGAGGCCUCGUAUGUGUCGGCGUCAAAAUUAGACAGCCUUAGCACCGCUGCUGAUGCUGCAGCGGGGGCUGGGGACAUAUGGGUCACCUUCGAUGAAGUCCACAGUGGAGGCAAACAACAGGACUCUGAACUGAGUGGAACGCAGGGCCUGUCAGGCAGCUCAGGGUAUGAUAGAAAUACAAGCGAUCAUAAUGAUGAUGAUGGUGAUUAUGAUGGUGAUGACGAUGACCUUCUGGGGUCAGACGUACAGGUCAAUGCUGUGGAUAACUUUCAACGGGUUACCAGCAACUCUGCUGAGUUCAUGGGUGACUCUUCCAUUGUGCAGAUUGGCGACAUCAUCGUUGACUCUCCAGCGCAGCUCACCGAGGUUGGCGAGAACUUGUGUCAGCACGGAGACAAGAUGAACGUGGAUUCGUACUCUCAGGUGAAGUCCAUGGACGCCAUAUCUGUGGUGUUCGCAUCGAAUUCCCUAAAUGACAGCAAACUGAAAAAGGAGCUCGAGAGCCUUCGAGGAUCCACAGAGCCGACGCAAACAAGCACCCCAAAGCGAGAGACGACGGACAAUUUGCUUCUAAGCGCUAAAGAACUGUUUCACGAAACAAAAUCUAUCACUCCCCCGGAGACAGAGUCCGAAAAAGACAUCUUAACGGAGAGCAUGGAGAGCGAUCCGGUCGCUGGAGACGAUGACAGUCGGGACAUAUCAAUGUCCGAAGGUGCCCAAUCGGAUGGCAGUGGCGAGGUCUACCUGUCAAGUUUAUCGCAGACACCGACCUUACGUCGACAAAGGACAGACGACACAGCAGCCGAGAAUUCUGUGACUAAAUCUUCAAGCAGUACUUCAUAUGCGUCUCCUCUGGUAAAUUCCAUGCCAUUUGAAGCUGAAACAGUCCAGUGCCAAUCUGAAGAAUCCGGGGCUGGGGGUGAUUUGAAAGGACCUGGAAGCAAUGGUACGAAUCACUUAAAAUCUGUGGAUUCAUCCAAGAAUGAAUGUCCGACCUCAGAAAGCCUUCUUCUGACAAGCGCAACAGAAACUGCCAGCAAAAAUCCUCAGGAGGGUGGUACAUCGGUCGAGCUUUGUGGCAGACACAUUGGUGCUGUUGACAGCUUGUCGUUUGGCAGUUCCGAUCAGAAUAUGGACGAAGUCACACACGAGCAGCAGCAGCAGCUUCAGAGCGGCAAUGACAAUGACGGCAAGAGUGGCCACGGCGACAUUGACAGCAAGGGUGGCCAUGACGAAACGUUGAGCAACACCAACGGUGCCGCUGUGGUGAGCAACAUUAGCAGUGUCGGUGAGGAAGCCCCCCCCGAUGCAGCCCAUUCUGGGACUACAUUACCAGAAGAAGAAGAAGAAGAAGAAGAAGAAGGGGUGAUGGUACAAAGCAACCUUGUAGAUAAUACUGCGAACUGUGAUGUAACUGACCACUGUGUACCUCAAGAUGGCAGCAAAACCAACCUAACUGGUUCCAGUAGCAAAUUGGAGUACAGCGCUGCUACUUUUGUGCCUCCUGAUUCGAAUUUCCAGUCGAAUCCUUCGCCAAGCUGUGAUUUUACUAAUGUUCCACAAUGUGAAGACUCUGUACAAAACGCCUCAUCUAAUAAAAUCUAUGAGUUUUAUUUCCCCUCGGACUUAUGUGGGCGACUGAUCGGCCGGCAGGGAAAGACCAUUUCACAGAUAAAGGAACGGUCAGGUGCAUACGUCACCUUACAACCAAGUCCUUACACGCCCAACCAUCAGAUUUGUUCUAUAGACGGUUCGGAAGAACAAAUCCAAGAAGCAUUAAAAUGUAUAACAGAGAAAUUUCCUCCUUCUGUCUAUGGCAAUGUUGAUCUCACCCCAAUCCGAGACACGUCACAGCUGGCCAGUAACCCUGUCGUUAUGCCGGACCUCAUACAACUGAAUCUCCCACAGGAAGGGGUCUCAGUAAACAUUUUGGUAGCCAGUAUCAUCGACGCUGGUCACCUCUUUCUUCAACUGCCAACACAUCCAACCUAUGUUGCGCUCAACCGACUCAACAAGUUUAUGAAUCGCUGCUAUUCCCAGCCAGGUAUGGUGCCACAUUUGCCUCGACCUUUGGCAGUUGGUGUUAUCUGUGCAGCCCCUAUGAUGGACAGUUGGUACCGAGCUGUUAUUGUGGCUGUCUCUGAAGAUUCUGAUGAAUGUGAGAUAAAGUUUGUCGACUAUGGCGAUUACAGUCAAGUGUCGGGGAAUGAUCUACGACAAAUCAGGAGUGAUUUCAUGACUUUACCGUUCCAAGCUGUAGAAGUAUACCUUGCCAACAUAACACCAUUACCAGAUGAGCCCUAUUUCAGUGACACCGCUGUGGAAACCCUGCAACAACUCACGGAGUCUGGAAUAUUGCAGGCCCAGGUUGUGAGUCGAGCAGAAGAUGGAACUCCUUAUGUACAUAUUUACCAAAUCAAUGGCAACAAGAUAUUCCUAGGAAUUGAUUGA